CGUGGCGGUCUCUCAUCCAGGGGUGAGCGAGAGCGCUUGGGCUGGCUGCGUUGCGCGGGGCAUCCAAAAGCGCGUUUUCUUCCACGCAAUUCCCAGGCCGGCUUGUCUUUUUGCAACGCUUCUGUCGCCAGCACCCACCAGAAUCCGCACUCCUUUCGUUUUCCCACCGCCGCUCAGUUGUUGGCUGCAGACAGCGCCCGAGUGUGGAGGAGGCAAGAUCGGCCAGAGCCCAAACCCUUGCAGAUCCACGUCCACACGAAUCUUAAACUUCGUUUGCGACCACCGCUCGCUCUUACAUGACUGUUUAAUUAGAGCGCCGAAGCUCGACUUCCACACACACACCCGCUCGGCGCAUCACUCGCACCGCCAAUAUGGACGUCAAUCAGGUCCUGGCCGGCACUCUCUCGCCAGACGCGAACACUCGAUCACAGGCCGAGCAGCAGCUGCAACAGGCUGCCGAGCAGGACUUCUCCCAAUACCUCACCACCCUUGCCAGCGGACUCGCCAAUGAGCAAGCCGACGCCACUGUGCGCAUGGCCGCCGGCCUCGCGCUCAAGAACUCCUUCUCCGCCCGUGAUUACACCCGCCUCCGCGAAGUCCAGCAGCGAUGGCUCGAGCAAAUAGACCCCCAGAUCAAGACCCAGGUCAAGCAGCUUGCCCUGCAGACACUCGAAUCGAACGAUGCCCGAGCAGGACAAUCAGCGGCGCAGUUCAUUGCCGCCAUUGCUGCUAUCGAUCUGCCCCGAGAGCAAUGGCCGGAGCUGAUGGCAACACUCGUCAAGAAUGUGGGCAACGGAUCAGACCGCACAAAACAAUCCUCUCUCACCACAAUUGGUUUCAUCUGCGAAACAGACGAUCAGGACUUGAGGGAUAGUCUGGCACAACACAGCAAUGCUAUUUUGACUGCGGUUGUGCAAGGUGCACGGAAAGAGGAGCCAAACGUAGACAUCCGAAAUGCUGCCAUUACAGCCCUCGGCGACUCUCUUGAGUUCGUGCGAACCAACUUCGAAAAUGAGGGCGAGCGCAACUACAUCAUGCAGGUCAUCUGCGAAGCUACACAGGCCGAAGACACCCGAAUCCAGCAGGGUGCUUACGGAUGCCUGAACCGAAUCAUGGGCUUGUACUACGACAAGAUGCGCUUCUAUAUGGAGAAGGCACUUUUCGGCCUGACGAUUCAGGGCAUGAAGAAUGACGAAGAAGAUGUUGCCAAAUUGGCUGUGGAAUUCUGGUGCACAGUGUGCGAAGAAGAGAUCAGUAUCGAGGACGACAAUGCUCAGGCACAGGCAGAGGGCAGCACCGAGCUGCGGGCAUACUUCAACUUCGCACGUGUUGCGACUCAAGAAGUUGUGCCUGUGCUGUUGGAGCUGCUCGCAAAGCAGGACGAGGAUGCGGGCGAUGACGAAUACAAUAUCUCACGCGCAGCAUACCAGUGUGUCCAGCUCUGGGCGCAGGCUGUUGGCAGCCAGGUCGUACCCCAAGUCCUGGCUUUCGUGGAGAAGAACUUGCGAAGCGAAGACUGGCACUAUCGGGACGCAGCCGUAUCUGCUUUUGGCGCGAUGAUGGAGGGCCCGGAUGAGAAGGUCCUUGAUCCUCUCGUCAAGCAAGCUCUUCCCGUGUUGAUUCAGAUGAUGGGCGACGCCCACGUCCAGGUCAGAGAUUCUGCCGCUUUCGCACUUGGCAGAAUUUGUGAAGCAGUCUCGGACAGCAUCGAUCCACAGGAACACCUGCAGCCACUUAUCACCGCACUUUUCCAAGGUCUGGCCUCGCACCCAAAGAUGGCCAGCUCUUGCUGCUGGGCACUUAUGAACUUGGCCGAUCGAUUCGCUGGCGAACCCGGUUGUCAGACAAAUGCACUUUCCCAGCACUUCCAGGCCAGCGUUCAACACUUGCUCCAGCUUACCGAGAGCACCCCUGACAACAUGCUUCGCACUGCGGCAUACGAAGUGCUCAACGCAUUCGUCACUAAUGCUGCCAAUGACUGCGUGCACAUGGUUGCUAGCUUGUGCGAAGUUGUCUUCCAGCGCCUUGAGAGCACGAUCAAUGUGCAAGUGGUCUCUGUGGAGGAGCGACUCACUCUUGAUGAGCUCCGCACAUCCCUCGCAUCUGUCAUCAUGGCCAUCGUUCAGCGCCUCGAGAAAGAGAUCGCCCCACAAGCUGAUCGCAUCAUGUUGCUCUCCCUACAGUUGUUGCAAGCUCUGCCACCCAAGUCCAGUGCACCCGACACCGUGUUUGCCACUAUUGGCGCGCUCGCAAACGCUCUGGAGGGCGACUUCGACAAGUACAUGAAAGACGUUCAACCUUUCCUGCUCAAGGCGCUGAACAACCAGGAAGAGCCACAGGUCUGCUCGAUUGCAAUCGGCCUCGUUACUGACAUCGCCCGUGCGCUCGAUCAGAAGGUCCAGCCAUACUGCAACGACUUUAUGAACAGUCUCCUCACCAAUCUCCGCAGCACCACGUUGGGGAAUCAAUUCAAGCCGGCGAUCCUGCAGUCGUUUGGUGAUAUUGCUCAAGCUAUCGGUGGCGAAUUCGAGCCUUACCUCUCCGUUGUCGCCCAGGUUCUUCAGCAAGCUGCAGGCAUCAGCACACAGGAAAAUGCAUCGAGUUUCGAGAUGCUGGACUACAUCGUGUCCCUUCGUGAAGGCAUUAUGGACGCCUGGAGCGGGAUCGUCAUGGCAUUACGAGGAUCGAACAAGCAGCAACUGCUCCAACCCUACAUCGAAUCGAUCUUCCAGCUUCUACACAGCGUAUACCUCGACCCGAACCGGACUGAAGCACUCUUGAGAUCUAGCAUGGGUGUCAUUGGCGACAUCUCCGAGGCUUUCCCCGGAGGCGAAAUCAGCCAGUUCUUCCGACACGAGUGGCUCACGUCCAUGGCCCGUGAGACUCGUGCCAACAAAGACUUCUCCCAACGUACGCAAGACACUGCUCGCUGGGCCCGAGAGCAGAUCAAGCAGCAAUCAGCUGCAGCCGCUCGCAACGUGACCAUGUCCUAGCCGGGCGUAGCACUAAGCACCGGAAAUCCUGACGAGCCUGGUUCCGAUGGCCUUCCUCAAGGGCAAUGGUAGCUGGCGAGAAUGGCGAGAUACGAGAAUCGCUGAAGUCUCGGCCCUCAUCGUCGCGCGCACACUGCCUCUCUGCCCAUAGAGACCUUUGCGCAUUCGGCCACUUCUUCACCACUCUUUGAUGGUAUUGGAGUGAAAGGGACUGGCCACCAUGUCGGAUGGACAACAGACUACCAACGAGAUCCGCCACUCACCUGGUAUCUAUCCCGCGGCAAAACCAUUGCGGAGGAUCCUCAACGAGUUCCCCCCUCCCGCUAAUACCUCGCAUCUACCCGAAGCACGAGAUCACGACGCACGUAUGAGACGCCCGCAUCGAUACCCACCACGCCGCCACCCCCUUUGUCUGCCACCACACGUAUAGAGAUGCAUAGCGCAGAGGUUUGGCCCCGCCGAGAAGGAGAAGAGACUGAAGCAGACUGAUAGAGUCAAUUACAGCAUUGACAGGCAUGGCGCCAUUGAGUUAGCUUUGGUCAUGCACAACAAAAUACCCUAUUAUCCCUCUCGUCAACCC
This is a messenger RNA of Cercospora beticola, 3573 nucleotides long. The record is from RefSeq and is a predicted model, not a curated record. Lineage: Eukaryota; Fungi; Ascomycota; Dothideomycetes; Mycosphaerellales; Mycosphaerellaceae.